Molecule: messenger RNA, 681 nt
Organism: Ilex paraguariensis (yerba mate)
Lineage: Eukaryota; Viridiplantae; Streptophyta; Magnoliopsida; Aquifoliales; Aquifoliaceae
Source: the annotation of a GenBank genome assembly
AUGCCGCCACACAUCGGGAAUCUAAGCUUCCUUAGAGAACUAGAUUUCCAAAACCACAGUCUUGUUCAUGAAAUCCCCUCAGAACUUGGACGAAAUAGUUUUCGUGGAAGUAUCCCCGAUUCUCUUGGUCAUCUGGGCAACUUGACAGUGAUUGCAUUAGACGGAAGUAGAUUGUCUGGUGCCAUCCCUCCGUCAAUCUUAAUCUCUCUUCCCUCACAGGAAAUUUACGGUGAGGGUAGUUAUGGUUCUGUGUAUAAAGGAGUUCUUGAGGACCAGAAUGGAAAUGAAAGUGUAGUUGCCGUAAAGGUCCUUAACCUUUCUCACCAAGGGGCUUCCAAGAGUUUUCUUUCCGAGUGCGAGGCCUUGAGGAACAUUGGACAUCGAAAUCUUGUCAACGUAGUCACUGCAUGUUCAGGUGCCGAUUACCAAGGGAAUGAUUUUAAAGCACUGGUUUAUGAGUUCAAGGAGAAUACGAGCCAACCAAACAACAUUCUUCUCAACAAAGACAAGGUUGCACAUGUUGGUGACUUUGGGUUAGCACGAUCUCUUCUGAAUGCUAGUUAUAGCAACUCUGCACAACAAACAAGUAGUUCAAUUGGACUAAGAGGAUCCAUUGGUUAUGUUGCACCAGAGUAUGGCUUGGGAAGUGAGCCGUCGAUGCCUGGGGAUGUGUACAACUAA